Messenger RNA from Closterium sp. NIES-67, 815 nucleotides. Lineage: Eukaryota; Viridiplantae; Streptophyta; Zygnematophyceae; Desmidiales; Closteriaceae. The record is from the annotation of a GenBank genome assembly.
CGGCCGCUCACAGCCUAGAGCAGAUAUCAGUUUCCGCCGCUUUGUACCGUCGUAUUUCACCUUGAAUCAGUACACAGAUUCCAAUUUCCAGCCGCUUCCCGAAAUUCGGACUUUGUCCAGGUCCGCCUGUUAUUUGCUGUCUGGCUGCAAUCCUCCAAUGGGAGCCAUGAGAGGUCGUCAUUCUGCUAAUGGCAGCCGGCCUCCAUGGAACGCCCUCACUGGGGUGGGGUCGUCUCCCCCUCACUGGGACUGUGUGGGCACCCGGCGCCUCCUCUGCGCACACUGAGAUUCGAACCCGGCUCCACCAUUCUCUGCUCCGCCAUUCCCUGCUCCGCCAUUCCCCGCUCCGUCAUCCCCGCUCCGCCAUUUCCCCGCUCCGCCAUUUCCCCGCUCCGCCGGAGCGUCACUUCGUGAGUUUCUGAGGCUGGUUCGGCAUUGGGUCAAUAUCAGCCCCAGUUGAGCAUAGUCACUUUCCUGGCGCUCCAGAAAAAACUCAUUCUCUUUCAGUCCGCUGGCUCUCUGCGACUUGACACUUCCAGAAGCUUCCAGACGCUUCCAGACGCUUCCAGACCCUUCCAGACCCUUCCAGAAGCCAAGAAGAAUUUUCAUCCGCCCAUGGCAAACAGCACGGCAUGGGCCGCGUGUGCGGUGAUUGCGCUCAGGCUGAUUGCCAUCGCCACAACGACUCUGCUCGUUGCGGCUGCUCCACCGGUUACGGCCGCACCACCACCCCUCACCGCCACUCCACCCCUCACCGCCGCUCCACUGGUCAUGGCCGCCCCACCCGCCACGUCUGCUCCACCGAGCCCCGAUAG